CAAUGCCCCCUCAAUCCCUCUCUUGUCCUUUUUUUUUUUUAAUCUUUAUUUUCCCUUCUCGUCCCCGCAAACAAAUUCCCUCUUUCUUCAAACAGAUCGGAAUUUCUCUUGAUUCCCCCGAAAAACCCAAUACUCUUCCUUCACGAUCCACGUUAGUCCUCCAUCGCCACCGUCCAUCAUACCUUUCAAAGUUUCAAUCCAGGAGCAAAAGAAUGGGGGCUUUCAUAUCGAAGUUUUGGUUUAUGUUAUUUCCCGCAAAGGAAUACAAGAUUGUGGUGGUGGGGUUGGAAAAUGCAGGCAAAACGACGACGCUUUACAAGCUUCACCUUGGUGAUGUUGUUACUACCCAUCCUACUGUUGGUAGCAACGUUGAAGAGCUUGUUUAUAAAAACAUCCGCUUCGAGGUCUGGGAUCUUGGUGGGCAAGAAAGAUUGCGAACAUCAUGGGCAACAUACUAUCGUGGAACUCAUGCUGUCAUUGUCGUGAUAGACAGCACUGAUAGGGCCAGGAUCACCAUUAUGAAGGAUGAACUCUUCAGGUUGCUUGGACAUGAGGACCUACAACAUUCUGUUAUACUUGUCUUUGCAAAUAAACAAGACCUAAAAGAUGCAAUGACCCCGGCUGAGAUCACUGAUGCCCUUUCACUUCACAGCAUAAAAACUCAUGAUUGGCAUAUCCAAGCCUGCUGUGCACUUACCGGAGACGGGUUGUAUGAUGGUCUAGGGUGGAUCGCCCAGCAUGUUACAGGGAAAGCACCAGGUUGAAAAGGGGGUGAUCAAUCAAAGAGAGUUCAUUCUUCAUACAUUAUGGAUUCAGAUGACU
Molecule: messenger RNA, 822 nt
Organism: Durio zibethinus
Lineage: Eukaryota; Viridiplantae; Streptophyta; Magnoliopsida; Malvales; Malvaceae
Molecular function (GO): GTP binding; GTPase activity
Source: RefSeq, a predicted model, not a curated record